Molecule: messenger RNA, 2142 nt
Organism: Erigeron canadensis
Lineage: Eukaryota; Viridiplantae; Streptophyta; Magnoliopsida; Asterales; Asteraceae
Product: dolichyl-diphosphooligosaccharide--protein glycosyltransferase subunit 1A
Exons: 10
Coding region: 94-1932 (612 amino acids)
Cellular component (GO): oligosaccharyltransferase complex; membrane
Source: RefSeq, a predicted model, not a curated record
UGCACAUUAAACACUUCAGUCUCUUCUAAUUUUGUAUCAAUCAUCAUAAACCCUAAUUUACAUUCAAAUAUAAUUUUAUUUUAAUUAAUAAUAAUGAUUAAAUUUAAAAUUAAUCUGCUUGUAAUACUAAUAUUUGCCAUACAUUUCGCACCUGCGCUUUCCGAUCUGCUCAUCUCUAAGCUUGAUCGCCGGAUUGAUUUGACUUCGCAGAUUGUGCGGAUGACGUUGACCUUGAGGGUAGAAAACACUGGUCCUGAUCCGGUUUCAGAGUUCUCUUUCACCUUCCCCUCACACCAAGCAGAUAAUUUGGCACUUUUUGUGGCUGUUAGUACAGAAGGAAAAGGGAAAAAUAGAGGUUCUGCUACAAAUCUACCCCUUGAAGUUAAGCAGCCCGCUGAUUCACCACCGUCACUGGUUUGGUAUGUUGCAUCUCUGCCCAAGGCCCUGGGUAAAGGAGAAAGUUUGAACAUAGAUGCUUUGGCGGUUUUUACUCAUAUGUUACGACCAUUUCCCGAGAAAAUCACUCAAGCUGAACCUCAGCUCUUUUUGUUCCAAGAUACCGCACAUUUUACCUCACCUUAUAACGUUAAAUACCAAACACUUGUCGUCAAACUGCCUAGUGAAAGUGUAGAAUCGUAUACCAAGAUUGAAAACGCCAAGUUUUCUGGAUCGGAUAUCAAAUAUGGUCCUUCUGAGAAUCUUCCAGCCAUGUCAUAUUUGCCAGUAAUUGUUCACUUUCCAAGUAAUAAGCCAUUUGCGGUGGCAAAAGAGUUGGUGCGAGAAAUAGAGAUCUCGCAUUGGGGAAAUGUACAAGUGACUGAACAUUAUAACCUUAUACAUGGUGGUGCCCAAAGCAUUGGUGAAUUUUCACGGCUGGACUUCCAGACCAGACCGAAUGUGCACGGGGCAUCAGCAUUCAGAAAUCUUAUUGCCAUGUUACCCCCAAGAGCCCAUUCUAUUUAUUACAGGGAUGCCAUUGGAAAUAUUUCAACAUCUAAUGUAUAUGGUGAUUCAAGCAAGACACUACUCGAAAUUGAACCCCGGUAUCCUAUGGUUGGUGGUUGGAAAACUUCAUUCACAAUUGGGUAUGGUUUGCCUCUUCAAGACUACUUGUUUCAGUCAGGGGGAACCCGUUUCCUUAAUUUCACUUUCGGUUCACCUAUGAAUGAUGUGCUCGUUGAAAACCUCACUGUAAAGGUUGUUCUGCCUGAAGGAUCAAAAGAUCUAUCUGUUUCAGUUCCUUUCCCUGUAAAACAGUCUCAAGAGACAAAAUAUUCUCACUUGGAUAUUGCUGGUAGACCCACAAUUGUAGUAGAGAAGGUGAAUGUCGUCCCAGAGCAUAACCAGUAUUUCCAGGUUCACUAUAGGUUCAGUAACCUUUCAUUACUUUCAGAACCAUUGAUGUUGAUAUUUGGGUUUUUCUCCCUAUUUGUUGCAUGCAUCAUCUAUAUGCAUGCUGACUUUACCAUCUCAAAGUCUUCUCCUUCAUAUCUGGCGAAACUGCAAUGGGAUGAGGUUCUGGGAACUAUUCAGCAACUCCAAGAUGUUAUAAAUCGGUGCCUAUCAAUCCAUGAUAAGCUAGAAGCUUCGUUACGAGCACUCUCUAGGACAGGUGACGUCCAAGCUUGUAAAGCAGUCCGGAAAUCUGCUGACAGUUUGUUGAAAGAUCUUUCUAAAGAAUCCAAGCCCCUUUUGGCUUUCCUUCAAUCUUCUCCACAAGCUGCACAUAUAUUACCUAAGGUGGAGGAGUUGGUUGUCAAGGAGAGAGAUUUACAAGAAAAGAUUAUGCUAAAACACACGACAGUGGUGGAAUCUUAUGAGAAGAAAUCCGGGGGACGAGAUAUUGAAAAUCGUGUGGCUUCAAUCCAGCAGAAGAUCUCAGCCUUGAAACAAGAAGUGGAUGAUCUUCUUGAGUUUGUUGAAAAUAUCUAGCCCGUGAUGUAGGUUCUGUUCAGAUUUUUUCUUUGUUACUCAUCAAGUAGUAUCAGCUGAUAGAAUUGAUAGUUCUCACGGAUUUUGGAGAUGUUUUGCUCAUUAUGAUGACCUUAAUUGAGUAGUUUACGAACCUAGAUUUUUCUCUUUGAAAAACAUUGCGAAGCCAACUUCAUAUAUAUUAAGAUUUAUAAUUAUGUCAUUACAUUA